UAAUGCUGCUACUCUAGAAAUGAUGAAAAAAUUCAUGUCUUUUUGUUUCCAGAGGCUAAUUAACUUGAUGCUCGUUGGGAGUUGAAGACAAAUUUCUUGGGCAGAAUGGGAUUUGAUAAUGAGUGCAUACUGAAUAUCCAAUCUCUGGCCGGAGAAUACUUCUGUCCUGUUUGCCGCCUACUUGUCUACCCAAAUGAAGCAUUACAGUCACAACGCACCCAUCUUUACUGCAAACCAUGUUUAACCUAUGUUGUCAGCACUACUCGAGCUUGUCCUUAUGAUGGUUACUUGGUAACAGAAGUCGAUUCUAAGCCACUUGUUGAGUCAAAUAAGGCACUUGCUGAGACGAUUGGGAAGAUCACUGUUCAUUGUCUCUAUCAUAGGAGUGGCUGCACGUGGCAGGGUCCUCUUUCUGAAUGUACAACUCAUUGUUCAGGUUGUGCAUUUGGCAAUUCUCAUGUUGUAUGUAAUCGGUGUGGUGUUCAGAUUGUGCAUCAUCAAGUUCAAGAACAUGCACAAAAUUGCCCUAGGGUGCAGCCUCAGGCUCAACAGAUUGUGAGUGGUCAGGAAAUUUCAACCUCGGGCAUCACUUCUGAUCAGAUUCAGGUUACCUCUCAGGUAGGAACAACUGCUUCUCAGGCCCAGACAUCUCAAACUACAACAUCCAGUACAUCUGUUCAUGACCUGAGUCAGCCGGCCAAUCCAAAUCCUCAGUCUCAAGUUGUCUCCCAGGUUGCUGUGGUUACUUCAGAACACUGGUCUCAACAAUAACAACAACAAUAGCAGCAAUACUACCAGCAGUAUUCUGGAUAUGACCCAUAUUAUCAGCAACAAUACCCAUAUCAACAGCAGGCAUUUCCACAAUACCAGCUGCAACCUUUGCAGGUUAACGAAUCACAUAUGGCUGGACAAAAUCCAGUCUACUUGCAGACCCAAC
Molecule: messenger RNA, 937 nt
Organism: Hibiscus syriacus
Lineage: Eukaryota; Viridiplantae; Streptophyta; Magnoliopsida; Malvales; Malvaceae
Product: E3 ubiquitin-protein ligase NRDP1-like
Exons: 3
Coding region: 106-771 (221 amino acids)
Source: RefSeq, a predicted model, not a curated record